Paramacrobiotus metropolitanus is the source of this 2892-nucleotide messenger RNA. RefSeq lists its product as uncharacterized. Lineage: Eukaryota; Metazoa; Tardigrada; Eutardigrada; Parachela; Macrobiotidae. The transcript has 2 exons. The coding region runs from base 860 to 1960 and encodes 366 amino acids. The record is from RefSeq and is a predicted model, not a curated record.
UUAACCCUUUCGUACAUGAUUGCCGAGUCGUUAUAUAUAACAAGUUACUAGUUUUUCGCGGGCGGUAACGCUCCAUAACUCCAUUUUCUAUGGCGACGCAGCUGAUAUUUGUGUUGACCUUUGCUGCCAUUUUUCUAGGACCGAUUUCAGCGUUGCGCGUGGAACGUUGUCAGCAGGAAGGCGAGGGAUGCGCGCGUAAUGUAUCAAGUAUACCACCAUGCUGUCCGAAUGCUGUUUGUCAAUAUACCGAUCCAACAUUCGGAUUCUGUCGUGCAAAACAAGGAAGCAACGGGUCACCAUACCCAGCAUCACCCACGAGGCAAAACCGGUCAUUGGAUGGAAGUGGUACGAAAUAAAAAGCACAGAUUAUCGCUUAAAAACGUUACCUUCAGUUUUUAUAUGGCACAUAAAUUGUUCAUUAACAACUUUAAAAAAUAUCUCACGACUAAAGCUUUUCAAGAUUAAGCCGUGUACGAUGACCUAUGUACUUUGCAAGAAGCGCUGAAAAACGCCGGGCUGCAUCUGAACAUCGCAAAAUGCGAAUUGGUAGUGAUCGGAGGGUCCGAAACCGAUCGCCAAAGAGUAAAUGACGCAUUUCUUCUAUCGUUUCCUGAUUUACAAUUGCCACACCUGAGCGCGUUGAAUUACCUCGGCGCACCACUCCACGAUGACGCGGUUGCGGGCACCCUAGCUGCUGAAACCGAUAAGAUCGCCAGGAUGACUCAAUGCUUAAACCUGCUCCCUGCCCACCACGCGUUGUAUCUUUUGAAAUGCAGCAUGGGGCCAGUAAGAAUGAUCUACAGGUUGCGAACUGCACGGUGUUAUUUUGCAAGGAGAGCUGUUGCGACAGUUCGAUAAAAUGAUAAUCCGUUGUCUGCCCCGAAUUACCAAUGUGAAUAUCACUGACGCCAUAUGGACGCAAGCGUCACUUCCGGUCGCACAGGGCGGUCUCGGAAUUCGGAGCAUUGAGAAGCUGGCCCUCCCGGCCUUUUUGGCCUCGGCUUACUCAGUAGCUAAACUGACCAACGAGAUAGUAGUUUUCGACCCGGAAAUCUACUGUUGUGGCGCCUUAGAAGACUGGCAGCGAACAACCGAAGCCGAUCUCCCGACUUCCGAAACCCGAAAAUUCCAGAAGACAUGGGAUGAACCGAUCAUCCGGGGCAUGGCAGAAGCCCUGCUGGUGGCAGCCCAGUCGGACAUGUCAAGUGAAGCUCGUCUUCGUGGUGUGAGCACUAAAGAUAACGGCGCAUGGCUGGAAGCACUUCCAGCCGCAACCCUCGGAAACUUCCUAAACGAUACCACACUCAGAAUUGCUGUCGGCCUGCGUCUCGGCGUACCAGUCACCAUUCCACACCGUUGUAAUUGUGGUGAAUGGGCUGAUGCGCGAGGAUACCACGGCCUGAGCUGCAAAAAAAGCCGGGGCCGGAAGCCGAGGCACAGUUGCAUCAAUGCCACUUUAAAGCGCGCCUUCGCUUCCGCCGGUAUUGAAACGGAACUGGAACCACCUGGUACUUGCCUUACCAGCGGGAAGCGCCCCGACGGAGUGACUUUGGUUCCUUGGGAAAGAGGAAAGAUGUUGACCUGGGAUGCCACAUGUGUGUGCACGGUAGCCUUGUCACACAUCGCGGCAACAUCGAAGCAAGCGGGGGCAGCCGCAGCGCGCGCAGAGCAGGAUAAAGUGGCGAAGUAUCAGGAACUCACCCGAGAUUACCUGUUCCGUGCAUUUGGCGUCGAAACACUCGGACCACUCGGACCGGACGCCUCUCGUUUGGUCACCGAAGUCGGGAAGAUGAUACAACAGGAAACAGGCGAGGUACGGGCGAUGGAGUUUCUGCGCCAACGAAUCAGCAUUGACAUCCAACGCGGGAACGCGGCUUCUGUCAUGGGAACAGCACCAGUAUCGGCUAACUUAGACGAAAUGUUCUGUGUGAUUAGGCCGCCUAUUUCCGUAGUCGGCUGAGGCUGUGCAUUCAGUACAAAUCUUUCACUUUUAUAGGAAACUUGUGACUGUAUCGUUUUGCCAAUAAAAUUUAUAUUCAAUACUUAGGAUUGCUUGGAAUACGGUAACAAAAACAUGUGGUCGGUUUUCUAGAGUGGUACGAAAUGGGCCAUAUCUAACAUGUUUGCCACACCGACACUAACCGUAUUGAAUAGAUGUAUCAUAGUAUUCUGCAGCUCGACAAACAUACUCGUACAAUGUUUCUUAAGAAGAGCUGUUUCUUAAGAAGAGCUGGAUGAAGGAGACGAUAAGAGCGGUGGGUACUGGUAGUACAUGUACUACAGUAUAGAACAGACAAGACAUACGUACGUACGCAAGUACAGGCAGUGUGUGCAUAGCGAGUUCAUAAUUUGAUUUGAUUUAAGCUCAUGACGUUUUUUCUAAAGCCGCGGCCAUUUUCAAGAAAUAAUCUCCAAGCGUUGGCGGAAACAGCUGACCGAAAGGAUUCCGGGCUUUAGAUUUGGCUCCGCGUGCGAUAUUAGCGAAAUCCAUAGCCUCGCAUCGUUGAUAAGAUUUGCCGCUGGUCGCCUCUAGCACAUUCUGAAAUCUGGAUGAGGCAGGUUCAUAUUCAAGAACACUGUAGUUUCCGCAAGUGAAGUAGUCUGCUUGCGGGUAGUUGAGGCAAUCCGUGGAUCCAGGCGGGAGUAACCGCCUGUACAGACGGGGCGACUUUCCAUACCAGUCCCACAGAUUAGCCAUAGAUGAGCAGCGGCACUGUACAUCGACUGGGCACAUCGGAUUGAACUGAAUAUUCAAAAACGGACGGAGAUCGUACGGAGCAACACUGCGCAAGAGCUGGUCAGUGAUGCCGGUCAGGCUGUUUCCCGGCAAGCUCACAUACUCGAUUCCAGGGAGCGUGAAGAAAUGGCUAAAAUAGAUGCUCUGAAUGUUGU